ACAUCCAAAACAAAUAUAACAUGGCGCUGUCGGCUGGUUGACCUAUUUUCCGGGUAUUUUAGAGCUGUAUAUAAUCAAGAAAACUCCCUAGUUUCAGUCAGUCUAUUUCGUUAAUAUGCGAUGGAAAGGAUCGGGAUGAUCACCGUGUACAUAUCUGUACUAUUAUUUCAUGUGAUCUGUGCCACAUUAACUGGGCGCCUGGCCUACUUUGAGACGCUACAUCACCGUGACUUCUCACAUGUGAUACAUAGACGUAGUCUCCACACACAGACACCAAGCCAUAGAGAAGUGGCUUUUAGUGCACUGGGCAGGCGGUUCCAUCUGUUCCUCCAAAGCCAGCGUGGCCUGCUGUCACCUGGGUUCCAAGCGUAUGCUGUGGACGGUGCGGGGAAGAAGAAGACCAUUAGUGUAGACCCUGAUGAGGUGUAUAGUGGAUAUGUAGAGGGAGAGCCAGACUCUAGUGUCCUGGCGUAUUUUGAAGACAAAGACCUGUCAGCUACCAUCAAAACACCAGAAGACACCUAUGUUAUUGAGCCCUCGUGGCGCCACCUAUCCAAGUCAGAAAACUACAGCAUGAUAGCGUACCGAGGGUCAGACAUGGAAAAGGAGUUCAACAAAGAACAUCCUAACCACAUUGGCUCCCAGUUUUGUGGUGCUAUUAAAGAGGGCUGGAAUGACACAGACACCAAUGAGGAGGACGCAGAUAAAGAUGAUGACACGGCAUCUCGUGCCAAACGUCAGACAACCUUCACACGGCGCAGGUGUCCGCUGCUGCUGGUGGCAGACUAUAAGUUCUAUGAGGAGAUGGGGCGCGGUGCGGAGGAAGAGAUGGGUGGUCUAAAGAGGACCACCACUUACUUGAUAGCGCUGAUCGCCAGGGUGAACCACAUUUACAGAAACACCUCCUUUGAUGGUCUGGACGACUUCGGCUUUGAAAUCAAAGAAGUCCGUGUCCACGAGACAGCAACAGUGCCUUCUGACCCAAAACGUCUCCACUACAACAUGGAUAUCCAGAAGGCACUAAAAAGGCAGUGGGAUACCAGAGAGUUACUAGAGGCAUUUGCUGCAGGAGGCGAUUACUCUGGUGUCUGCCUUGCUCACCUGUUUACAUUUCAAAUCAUAGGGCGUGUCUCCACUAAGACCCUGGGGACCCUGGGGCUGUCCUAUGUGGCCUCUGCCAACCCUGGGGACAGGGGAGGGGUCUGCUCCAAAGCAUAUUACAAGGGAGGUGCUGACAUGUUCCUGAACACAGGGUGGUCCUCAGCAAAGAACAGGAAUAAUGAGAGAAUUCUUACACAGGAAGCUGACCUGGUGACUGCCCAUGAAUUUGGUCAUAAUUGGGGCAGUGAACACGACCCAGACUCUGAGGAAUGUUCUCCCAACGCCUUUAAUGGCGGCAAGCACAUCAUGUACACGUACUCUGUGUCAGGAUAUGAGAAAAACAACAAGAUCUUCUCCCCUUGCAGUAAGAGAGCUAUGGGGGAGGUGCUGAGAGCCAAGUCUGCUUCUUGUUUUGUAGAGCCGUCCCAAAGUUACUGCGGCAACUACAUCCGUGAGGAGAAUGAAGAGUGUGAUGCUGGGUUGGAGGGAAAAUCAGGCACGGAUCACUGCUGUACGGAAUCAUGCACUUUGAGACAAGGGGCACAGUGCAGUCACAUCAACCACGCAUGCUGUACACAUCAGUGUGUGAUUGCAGGACCAACGCAGUUGUGUGAGGCUCGCCCAGACGUCAAUCUCGCCUGCGAGAAAAAUGCCUACUGCAAUGGUCUAGAUAAGGACUGCCCACCACCUCCUAAGAAAGACAAUGGGGAUCCUUGCUUUGACAGAGGAAAGUGCAAAAAUGGAAGAUGUCAGCCAUUUUGUGAGACACUUACUCCUUCUCAGAUACCCUGUGUUUGUGAUAAAGUGGAGGAUUCCUGCCUGUGGUGCUGCCAGGCCAACUCCAGUGCAGAGUGUGUGCCAUUUGUAAACCAAACCACCAAACUGAUGCUGGAUCUUCCUGACGGAAAACCCUGUUUGCAGGGAUAUUGUGUUGGGGGAAGCUGUAAGCUGCAGAGAGAGUCCCUGACACAGAGAUUCUGGAGGAUCAUUGAAGAGUUCUCUGCUGAUGCCUUUGUGGAGUUCAUGAGAGCCAACAUAGUGGGCACAAUUCUCUUCCUGUCCCUGUUCAUCUGGAUCCCUGCCAGCUGUGUGGUCUGGAGGAUUGACAAGAAGCGUGAGGUGGAGGCUGCGGCAGAGGCAGAGUGGUUCAGACCUGAGGCUGUUGAAGGAGAAAAAACGGUUAGAAAAUAGUUUGCAUGUGCAUGAUAUUGUUAAAAUGAACUAUGAUUUAAUUUUUCUCUAAGAAGUAAAAGUGAAAAAAAACAUAGCCACAGAAUGAUAUAAUAAUGUUUGGAAUGCAACAUUAUGAAUUGAAUAUUUUUUUAGCUGCUUCGAGAUUAAAAGAAAAUCAGUUUGCUUAAACACCUUGUUAUCAAAGCUGGCCUUUAGAAUCUUUCCUGAGGUUUAUAAAGCUUACGUGAACCUAUUUGCCAUGACAUGGAAUCAGAUGAAGAUAUAAUUGCAUGUCAAAUUUCACCAAACAUAGACGACAUCUUCAGCUGUCAUUUUCAAUCCAUAGUUUACUUCACUCCCACACCAAUUUAUUUUUACUCUUCUUCACAGACUUCAUUUUUUCCUGCUUUUCUGGCUGUACAAUAUACUGAAAAGUGUACUGAGACUGAUAAUGUUCCCUGAAUUAGGUUGAAAGUGGCAGCUUUGUGGCAGUUUGCAAUGAUAUUGUAUGCUACGCAUAGCUUGGAGCAAAUGUUAAUUAUAGCAUGAGGAUCAAUUUUCAUUUAUCACAAAAUUUCGAGUGGCUUAAUUACUGUCAAUAAAACAUUAGAGUCUUGUAAGAGUAAAAUACUUCUAUGAAUGCUGUAAAUGAUCUUUGUAUAUAGUACACACUGGUAAAUUGAGGAAUAAUCUAUUUUAAGCCUUUGAACUUUGACAGCUUCAGACAUCAGAUUCUAUUCAGACUAAUAGUUAUUUGUUUUAGUCAAGUAUACUUGUUCUGUUUAUUUGAGCCAAAAGAUAACAGUGAUAUCAUCAACAGUUUCUAAUACAAAAGAGAGCAUGUUUUCAUUGCUGUCAGAUAACCUUGGUAACUGU
Molecule: messenger RNA, 3150 nt
Organism: Lingula anatina
Lineage: Eukaryota; Metazoa; Brachiopoda; Lingulata; Lingulida; Lingulidae
Product: ADAM 17-like protease
Biological process (GO): membrane protein ectodomain proteolysis; Notch signaling pathway
Cellular component (GO): plasma membrane
Molecular function (GO): metalloendopeptidase activity
Source: RefSeq, a predicted model, not a curated record